AGGGCCAUUUUUGGUCUAAGCCAGCUAAGUGUUUCUCUCUGCUCGUUUGGCCAUGUCUGGGCUAGACUAUAAUGGAAUUCAGAACAGAAUCGAAUACGCACAUAGCUGGAAGCAUAUACAAGCAGAGGCUAUCUCGGCGUUACAUGGUAGCCAAAUAAUGAGGGAUGAGGAAGUGAUCCGUGGCCGGGAUAUGUUGCUGGACAGAAUGGCGAGCCUUGGGCGUAAGGUUCACGCAGUCUUUCGCCACUAGUAGUCGAGAUUGGGGGAGGUGUUUUAGGUGGCCAACCAAGACACCACAGUGAAA
Messenger RNA from Aspergillus alliaceus, 304 nucleotides. RefSeq lists its product as uncharacterized. The record is from RefSeq and is a predicted model, not a curated record. The transcript has a single exon. Lineage: Eukaryota; Fungi; Ascomycota; Eurotiomycetes; Eurotiales; Aspergillaceae. Bases 53 to 250 code for a protein of 65 amino acids.